This is a messenger RNA of Fukomys damarensis (Damara mole-rat), 530 nucleotides long. Its product is annotated as succinate dehydrogenase cytochrome b560 subunit, mitochondrial-like. Gene Ontology annotation, cellular component: membrane. Gene Ontology annotation, biological process: tricarboxylic acid cycle; mitochondrial electron transport, succinate to ubiquinone. The coding region runs from base 116 to 514 and encodes 132 amino acids. The transcript has a single exon. The record is from RefSeq and is a predicted model, not a curated record. Gene Ontology annotation, molecular function: succinate dehydrogenase activity; electron transfer activity. NCBI's taxonomy places the organism in Eukaryota, Metazoa, Chordata, Mammalia, Rodentia, Bathyergidae.
CAAGAUGGUGGCACUCUUGUUGAGACAUGCUGGCCGACAUUGCCUCCAAUCCCACCUUAGUCCUCAGCUCUGUAUCAGAAAUGCUGUGCCUUUGGGAACCACAGCCAAAUAAGAGAUGGAGCGGUUCUGGAAUAAGAAUACAGGUUCAAAUCGUCCUGUAUCUCCCCAUAUCACUGUCUACAGUUGGUCUCUUCCCAUGAUGAUGCCUAUUUGCCAUCGCGGAACUGGUAUGGCCUUGAGUGGAGGGGUCUCUCUGUUUGGUGUGUCGGCACUGCUGCUCCCUGGGAACUUUGAGUCUUAUUUGGAAUUUGUGAAGUCGUUGUGUCUGGGGCCAGCACUGAUCUACACAGCUAAGUUUGCACUUGUCUUCCCGCUUAUGUAUCACACCUGGAAUGGGAUCUGUCACUUGAUGUGGGACCUAGGAAAAGGCCUGAAGACUGCCCACCUCUACCAGUCAGGGGUGGCUAUCUUGGUUCUUACUGUGUUGUCCUCUACAGGAUUGGCAGCCAUGUGAAGAGCUGAAGGUCCCA